AAAUAUUUUUUCAAAAGCAUAACAAAAGAAUACUAAAAUUAAUAAAUUAAUCAUUUCAACAAAAUAUACAAAUAUGGAUAUUUUGAAACUAAAAGUCUCUUUGAGAGGUUUUUACGUUAAUAUCAGAAUGCUUGAUUUUAUAAAUAAAAUUUCUAUAAAAUCAUUAAUGUAUAAAUCUAAAGCAUUUUCAACAGGUUUUUUAUUGCGAGUUAAAGAACCAGAUGCAAAAUUAGAGAAAAAAGAGUCAAUAAGAAUGAAACAGUUUCAUAAAAAAUUAAAAUUGCAACCUAUACCUAAUAUAAUAAUAGGAAUACCACCAAAAGAACGUUUUGUGGACUUGGUUUUAGUGGAAACUGAUCCAAAUAAUGGAGAAUUAAUAACAAAUAAUGAAAAAGAUCCAACGAAGUGGGGAGACUGGCAGAACGGUGGACGGGUGAGCGACUUCUGAUCUAAAACCUUACAUCUUCAUUUGAAGAUAUAAAUAUAAAAAA
This is a messenger RNA of Apis mellifera (honey bee), 491 nucleotides long. Its product is annotated as succinate dehydrogenase assembly factor 4, mitochondrial. Bases 74 to 448 code for a protein of 124 amino acids. NCBI's taxonomy places the organism in Eukaryota, Metazoa, Arthropoda, Insecta, Hymenoptera, Apidae. The record is from RefSeq and is a predicted model, not a curated record. The transcript has 3 exons.